AUGGCGAUUUGCAAAUUCUACCAGCAGGGAAAUUGCAAAUUUGGCAGCAGCUGCCGAUUUGAACAUCCCGGAGCUGGAAACAAUCGAAAUCAACCACAGAACCGCUUCGGCGCUCUAUCUUCCGGAGCAGGAGGCGGUGGGAGCGGACCGCUACAAAAUGCCUUUGACAGGUAUAACAUCGCGGUCGACACGAUUGAGAAGGACCUGACGAGCGAAGCACCCCAAUGGAUCCUGUCGGCCUACGCGCCAGGGAGAAAUGCCCCAGAGCAGCUCUUUGGAGGGUACCCUCGGGAACAGAGCUUUGAAGAGAUGAGACUACACUAUAUGAUGGGCAAGGCGGCAGGGAAUGAGCAGCAGGCUCUUAAUCAGGCACAGGAGCUCUACCAAAAUGCGCAACAACAAAUGCAGAACGCGGCACGAAACGCACAAGACGCUGCUCGAUUCAUUGUGGAGGCCGAAAACAAGCACCCCAACCGACUAGAUAUCUGUCAAGAAGGUUCUCAAGGUGCUCCUUUCGGCGAAUUCGAGGUUGGAAAGAGACCGGUGGGCAUGGCUCAGCCGGCACAAGCGAAUCCGUUCAGUACCGGUUCCAGCACAACCUCCCCGUUUGGCGGAGGUAGUUCCCAGCCGACGCCGAGUGCAUUUGGACAGCCAGCAGCCCUGGGACAACGACCGAAUCCCUUUGGAACACAGGCCUUUGGUCAACCAGCUCAGCCAAGCUCGGGAUUUGGUCAGCCGUCACAGCCAGCCUCAGGAUUCGGACAGCAAUCAUCUUCACAACCCCAAGCCUCACCCUUUGGACAGCCUUCACAGCCUUCACAGCCUUCACAACCGUCGGCCCCGGCGUUUGGCCAGCCUUCUCAACCUACAUCUGCUUUUGGACAAGCAUCCGCCCUUGGAGCUAAACCGAGUCCCUUUGGAGCGCCAGCAUUCGGUCAGUCCGCGCAGCCUGCGAACUCACAGCCCAGCGCUUUUGGUCAAGUUGGUCAAAUGGGCUCGCAGCCGAAUCCCUUUGCCUCUGGCGGCGCGGCAAACAAAAGCUCAAGUCCAUUUGGAUCUGUUGGAACGGCCAACAACAACACACAAGCUCCCGCGGCAGCAAACCCCUUUGCAAGCUCGAAUACCAGCCAGAAUAAUGCUACACCGAACCCCUUUGGAUCUAAUACCUCAAACCAGGCCGGAAACGCGGCCCAGUCCAGCCCUUUUGGCCAACAACCGGCACAAAGCCAGAGUCCGUUCGGCCAAGGUGCCAAACCUAAUCCCUUUGCUUCAACAACCACAGCAGACAGCCAGCCAGCGAGCAACCCCUUUGCGCAAAACACGCAAAACCAACCCAACGGUGCAUUUGGAGCGAAUGCUUCCAGCCCAUUUAGUCAGGGCGCCUCACAGCAACAAAAUCCAUUCGCAUCUAGUAACCAACCUCAACAAGUAGCAGCCCCUGCCACAGGCGGUGGAAACCCAUAUCCCCCGGACAGCACAAAGCAGCACCCUUCACUGGAGAGCUACGCAUCCAAAAACAUGGAUGGGUCGCUGGCCGCGUUCCGAGGCAAGCCGGUUACAUACAAAGAAGGAAAGCCAGGCAUCAGAGCAUUCGAUGGAACUUGGACACGCAUAUGGUUCCCUGGUGGUGCGCCGGGUUACUACAAGGACACUGAACUGCCUACGGAUGCCUAUGAUGAGCAAUCCAAGAACCAAUGGGCGUCGUUUGCUCAAACCGGCACGUUUGCAAAUGGUAUAAUGCCUGACUUGCCGCCGCCACGAGAAUGCACGCGGUGGGAUUUUUGA
Pochonia chlamydosporia 170 is the source of this 1785-nucleotide messenger RNA. RefSeq names its product CCCH zinc finger domain-containing protein. Gene Ontology annotation, molecular function: metal ion binding. Bases 1 to 1785 code for a protein of 594 amino acids. Lineage: Eukaryota; Fungi; Ascomycota; Sordariomycetes; Hypocreales; Clavicipitaceae. The transcript has 4 exons. The record is from RefSeq and is a predicted model, not a curated record.